Messenger RNA from Lobosporangium transversale, 870 nucleotides. RefSeq names its product 60S ribosomal protein L7. Gene Ontology annotation, cellular component: cytosolic large ribosomal subunit. Gene Ontology annotation, biological process: maturation of LSU-rRNA from tricistronic rRNA transcript (SSU-rRNA, 5.8S rRNA, LSU-rRNA). The record is from RefSeq and is a predicted model, not a curated record. The transcript is spliced from 3 exons. Bases 14 to 760 code for a protein of 248 amino acids. Gene Ontology annotation, molecular function: structural constituent of ribosome; RNA binding. NCBI's taxonomy places the organism in Eukaryota, Fungi, Mortierellomycota, Mortierellomycetes, Mortierellales, Mortierellaceae.
CUCAUUUCUCAAGAUGACUACCACUACCCCUACUCUUGCGCAAGUUCUCGUCCCUGAGACUCUCUUGAAGAAGAGAAAGACCCAGGAAAAGGCCGCUGCUGAGAAGCGUACCGCCGAUGCCGCUGCCCGCAAGGCCCGCAAGGCUCAGCGCAAGGUUAUUUUCAAGCGCGCUGAUCAGUAUGUCCGUGAGUACCGCGCCAAGGAGCGCGACGAGAUCCGUCUUCGUCGCCAGGCCAAGGCCAGUGGCAGCUUCUACGUUCCUGCCCAGCCCAAGCUUGCCUUCGUCAUCCGCAUUAAGGGUAUCAACCAGAUUGCCCCCAAGCCCCGCAAGGUCCUCCAGUUGUUGCGUCUUCUCCAGAUCAACAAUGGUGUCUUUGUCCGCUUGACCAAGGCCACCACCCAGAUGCUUCAGUUGGUCAACCCCUAUGUUGCCUAUGGUGAGCCCAACCUCAAGUCGGUUCGCGAGCUCAUUUACAAGCGUGGAUACGGUAAGGUCAACAAGCAGCGUAUCCCCUUGACCGAUAACUCGAUCAUCGAGAAGGAGCUCGGUAAAUACGGUAUUGUCUGCAUGGAGGAUCUUAUUCACGAGAUCUACACUGUUGGCCCUCACUUCAAGCAGGCCUCCAACUUCUUGUGGCCUUUCAAGCUCUCCAACGCCACUGGAGGCUUCUCUGCCAAGAAGGUCCUUCACUUCAUCGAGGGUGGUGACUCUGGUGACCGUGAGACCAAGAUCAACAACUUGAUCCGCAAGAUGAACUAAGAUUGCUUUGCAUCCCAUUCUUGUGUAGUGUGUACCUUGUUAAAGCAUUGUAAUAAAAAAUAAAAAAAUAAAAAAAAAAUACUCGCUUUUACUAGCUGUGUUGAUUUACA